AUGCUACGGCACCUCCGCACACGGCGGCGGCCCCGCUAUGGCGCCCACAUCUGUGCCUUACUCGCCGCCAUCCUUCUCCUCUUAUCUGUUUCGCUCCUCCACAGCCGCCUCACCUUCUUCAACUCCCACCCCCAACACCUCCCUCUCUCCCAAGACUCCCUCUCCUUGAACCCCUUCCUCGAUGACCUAGAUUCCUACUCCCUUACCGCCUCAAAUUCCAAUGACGAUCGAAUCGACGAGCUCGACGAUGCCGCUUUAGACAUCAACAUUAACAACCAUAACGAUGAAGCAGAACAAGAAGAUGAAGAUGAAGAAAGCAAUCAAAAUCAGAACCCUGAGGUCUCUUCUAAUUACUUCUUCGACCCCGUAACGGGUGUUGUACGGAGAUCCUACAACAAACGUUCAAUUGAAGAAUGGGAAGACUAUGUUCCGUUCAAUUCAAAACUUAGGUCAGAUUUAGGGCUGGACAGUGAUAAUUCUAAGGCUGUCUAUGGGUCUGACGACAUUUUAGUGGAUGAAAAAUUGCGUAAUAAAUUGAGUGAAGUUAAAAAAAUGGAGGAUGCUUUGUUGUUGAAGGGAUCGGUUUUAAGGGAAGGAUGGGGGGAAUGGUUUGAUAAGAAGGGUGAUUUCUUGAGGAGAGAUCGGAUGUUCAAGUCAAAUAUCGAGGUUUUAAAUCCUAUGAAUAAUCCAAUUUUGCAGGAUCCUGAUGGGGUGGGAGUUACAGUAUUGACUAGAGGCGAUAAAAUUAUUCAAAAGAGCAUUUUAAACGAAUUUAAGAAAAUUCCAUUCUUGAUUAAGAAGCCUCUGUCAAUUUCUGAUUCAAGAAAGGGAGAUUCAGGUGAAAAUUUUAAUAGUGAUGGCAGGGAAAUGAGGAGGGUGGAGAGAAAGACUUUGGGUAAAAAUAAUGGUAGCGGUGUGAAGAAUCUUGAGGGUUUAGAGAAAGUGCUUUAUGCGGACGGAAAGAGGUGGGGGUAUUAUCCGGGGUUGGACGGGAGGUUGUCCUUCGGAGAUUUUAUGGAGGAAUUUUUCAGGAGAGGGAGGUGUACGAUGAAGAUUUUUAUGGUCUGGAAUUCGCCGGCUUGGAUGUUUGGUGUUCGGCAGCAGAGAGGAUUGGAGAGUCUUCUUUAUCACAACAGAAAUGCCUGUGUGGUGGUGCUCUCUGAGACAAUUGAGCUGAAUUUCUUCAGUGGCUUUCUGAAAGAUGGAUUUAAGGUCGCUGUUGUGAUGCCAAAUCUGGAUGAAUUGCUCAAGGAUACCCCGACACACAUAUUUGCUUCUGUCUGGCAUGAAUGGAAGAAGACCAAGUACUAUCCGACUCACUACAGUGAACUUGUCAGGCUUGCCGCUCUCUACAAAUAUGGUGGAAUCUAUCUUGAUUCUGACAUCAUAGUACUGAAGCCGUUGUCUUCACUCAAUAAUACAGUCGGUAUGGAGGAUGAGCUUGCUGGAAGAACAUUGAAUGGUGCUGUGAUGGCAUUUAGAAAGCACAGUCCUUUCGUUAUGGAGUGCUUAAUUGAGUUUUAUGGAUCAUAUGAUGACACCCGCUUGAGAUUGAACGGAGCUGAUCUUUUGACUAGAGUGGCUGACAAAUUUUUGAGCAACAAGGAUAUUUCUGAAGGGAAGAUGGAGCUCCAAUUGCAGACGCAAUCCCUUUUUUUCCCCAUUAAUCGUACUAGUAUUUCAAGAUACUUCUAUGCACCACGGACAGAAACUGAAAGACUUGAACAAGAUCUCAUGUUUAACAAAAUUCUAGACAAGUCAGUUACAUUUCAUUUCUGGAAUAGCUUAACCUCGGCUCUGAUUCCAGAACCCGACAGCCUUGUUUCCAGGCUUCUAAACCAGCAUUGUAUACAUUGCUCAGAUAUGUUGUAA
This is a messenger RNA of Fraxinus pennsylvanica, 1872 nucleotides long. The record is from the annotation of a GenBank genome assembly. NCBI's taxonomy places the organism in Eukaryota, Viridiplantae, Streptophyta, Magnoliopsida, Lamiales, Oleaceae.